Messenger RNA from Vidua chalybeata, 1212 nucleotides. RefSeq names its product SWI5 dependent homologous recombination repair protein 1 (gene SFR1). Gene Ontology annotation, cellular component: Swi5-Sfr1 complex. The transcript has 4 exons. Bases 465 to 1139 code for a protein of 224 amino acids. Lineage: Eukaryota; Metazoa; Chordata; Aves; Passeriformes; Viduidae. The record is from RefSeq and is a predicted model, not a curated record. Gene Ontology annotation, biological process: positive regulation of DNA-templated transcription; double-strand break repair via homologous recombination.
CAGCGCGCAGGCGCGGGGCCGCCCCUGCCCCGGCAGCGGGAGCUUGAAGCGCUGAGGGGAGGCAGGGACGGAAGGGCGGCCCCGCCGGGUUCUUUCUUCCUUCGCCCGGGCCCUGUGGGGUUUGUGCUCCCCGAGCGGCCUCCCUUCGCUCCUCAGCUCUGCGGGUCGGUGCUUCGGCUGCGUUUCUGGGGUGCGGCACCUCAGAACGAGCUCCACGGGUCUGUGGCCCUACUUAUGGGCUGCCCAGUCUUCGUCCUGCUUCUCUGCGGGUGGAAAACUAGCAAGGCAGAAGCUUGAGUGUUGAUAGUAUUGUGUUAAAAGUAUUGAGUGUUAAUAGAGCCUUGUGUCGUUGAGACAGUAAAAGGAGUGCGUGCCUUUAUAUAAUAUAGCUAUAAGCAGGAAGAGAGAAUGUAGUUACAGACGUACCCAAAGUACAAAACUCAAAGACAGCUAUUUAUCUCGAGAUGGAAGAGUCAGUGCUGGAUAAAUUGCCAUCUUUGUGCAGUACUCCAAAGGAUUCUGGGGCAGCACCUGCACAGGGCACUAGUUCAGGUAAACAGCAUAUGAGUGCAGCUCUGAGGGAACGAUUAAGGAAAACAAGACGUUCAUUUAACACCAGUUUUACAGUGGCAAAGCGACUCAAAAUAGACACUGAAGAAAAAGACACUGCUGGUGCUGACACAGGGUCCUUGCCAGAGACGAGUACAGACUGUUCCAGGUUACAAGAUGGUUCUGAAAACCUGGAAGGAAAUGGCACUGGACAUACAUGUUUCGAAAGUCCCUCACAGGAGAGUGAUCUCUGUGGAUCAGCAGAGAAUUCGGAUGUGCUACAGGUUGAUCUUGGUCAGCAACAGUCCCUUGAAGAGAAAGUAAAGCUGGUGAAACAAGUGCAAGAGAAGGAAGAGCUACUUCGUAGGCUCAAACUGGUGAAGAUGUAUCGAUCCAAGAACAACCUGUCUGAGCUGCAGGCUUUGAUAGUGAAGUGGAGAAGCAGCACCCAGCUGAUGCUGUAUGAGCUGCAGUCAGCCUUUUCUGCAGAUGGCAAGAAAGUGAGUCUCACUCAGCUCAUCGACACUUUUGGGUUAGAAGACCAGUUACUGCACUACAGCAGAACAGAAGAAGAUUUUGUAGAUGCAUAAUCUACAGCUGCAGAGCUUUCUUUGCACAGACACAAAAGCAGAAAAGACUGAAUAAAUUCUGAUUGUGUCAGAA